AAUGCAAAUGUCUAUGUUUUAAUGGACCAUCAAACUCCUUGUGUGUGUACAGAGCAGAACUGUUGAGGUGAACUGUGCAUUUGUUCCAGCGCCGUCUGAACGAGGAUGCCAAGUGUGACACUGGACACUCCACCUCGGAGGGCAUCUACAAUCUCUUCUUCAUGACACAGCAAAGGCAAUAUUAGUACUCUUUUGUUGUAGCUUGUCCACAUAAAAUCCAUCAUAGCAGAAUGUGUAGAGAAGGUCAUGGUCAUUGGAGAGGUGAGGUCGUGUUUGGUCCCAUCAACUGUUUCCCACAACCUCUCUGGUCAUCAAACCUGGUCACCAGCAUCCAUCUUCAGUUGAGACAGGCCGUGUCUGAAACAGCCACAGUAUCCACAGUCACACUGAUAACCCUCAAGUCUGGACGGAUUUGGAGGUGUCGCAGAAUGUCGCAUACAAGCUUUCUUGUGAUGUGUUUUUGGGUUACCAGAUCUCCCUCAUUCUCAUCCUAUAGCUCUGAGCUGAACUGAAACAGACUUUUUGAGGCAAUUGUUUGCUCCUGCUUCUCCUAUGUAUUCCUUUAUUCUCACAGAAAUUGUGGCUGCUGUUCUGUUUCUCUAAUUCAUUAUGACGACACUUCACAGGGGAUGCUUUCCCACACGACCCAAGUGAACCACAGGUACACCUGUGGGGUCUGCGAGUACUGCGUAACACCACCCCGUGUCGUCACUAAUGUGGGGGCCUCUUACGUUUCUCAUCCAUCCGUGGGCUGUGGUAAUGCACCAGUGCCUUAAAUAACUUAAAGAAAAUUAUUAUAAUGCGGGAUUUUAUCGAACCUGGCAACAUUUCACUUGCACCAGAACAGGAAAAACGCAGGAAGCAUUGACUGACCGUAAAACUGAGACUACGUCUAUGAACUACCAGUCAAGGAAAACAGGUGCCGAUAGAGAUGAUAAAACUGUGGAUCAUUUAGAGGCUUUUGGCGGUCCGAGAGUAUUCCGCAUGCGCAUUUCGGUGACGGGAAUUUCCAGCAGUACUCACUGGAGGAGCCAACCAAGGCUGAACGAGCACCAACCACCAGCUAGCAGGCUCCAUAGCAGGAAAGCUUGUCCUAGCGAUGGAAAUGCACACUGCUGUGGCGUUGCCCCUGCCUGCUCAGUGACCUUAAACACUCAACAGACUCGCGCAAUUGAGCAAGGAGGACAUCGGGUGGAUGCCCUGACAACUCUCGAGGGCCCGCGCCUUGAGGAGCCUCUUGACCACGCUGAAGUAGGAACACAAGCGUCUGGUCACAGUGAAACUGAGCCAAGAUGCCCAUAACCCCCAGCCACCCCUUUUAAAACAGGAGGCGCUUCAAUUGGGUCCUGUGUCAUCCAGAGCAUGGUGGCUGCUCUCUGAUUGGGCCCCGAGGCCUGUCCCUGUGCCUUGACCCGCCUCCAGUCGUCAGCGGAUUGUGUGUGUGCGUCUGUGUGUGGCCCGAGAUGGCGACAGGGAGGGCUGCGUGAGAGAGGCGUUCCUGGUUUGGGGCAUGCGAGCAAAAGCGCGAGGGCGGUCUCACGGCUGACUUUGUCAACUGCCGCCAAAUGGAUGCCAAGCUGCGAGAGGACCUGUUCAGGAGAUACGUGGCGUCCCUGGAGAGGCGCCUGGAGGACGGAGGAGGCAGGGGCGGGGGCGCCCCAGAGGGCGCCAGGCAGGGGGACGGCGAGGCCCUCCUCUCCACGGCCACGGCCCUGCUGGGGGCCUACCAGCCAGACCCGGGGCAGCGCUUCCGGAUGGUGCGCUUCUACGAGGUGGUGGACAAGGCCCUGCGCUGCCAGAGGGGAGGCAGUCUGCGGGGCCUGGAGAGAGCCUUUCACACCCUGGAGACCCUCUGCACCAACCUGCUGCUGUUCCCCUGGAAGAAGGAGUUCCGCUGCAUCAAGACCUUCACCGGCCCGUACGUGUACCACCUCCAGUCGGCCGUGUGCGAUGCCGACCUCCGCGCCCUCCUGCGCUCCAUGGGCUACUCCCGCGACCACGAGCUGCAGUACCACGCGCGUGAGCACCCGGGCGGGCCGGCCCACCUCCGCCAGCUGGCCUUUGAGCUCUUCCUGGCCCAGGCCGAGUGUCGCCUGCUGGGGGAGGUGGUGGCUCUGGCCCGGGGCACCGCCAACGAGCUGGAGGCCCUGGAGCUGAGGAGGGGCUGCCGGGACGACGCGGCGGGCUGCGCCGAGGCGCUCCGCCGGCGGGACAGCCUGGGGGCCGACGUGGCCCGGCUGUCGGUGCGGCCGGCCGACGCCGAGCGCGCCCACCCGCCCCACCACCUGAGGCGAGGGGGUCGGCCGUCCAAGUCGGUGGACGUGACGGACGGCGCGGGCCACUGGCACGCGGCGGCCAACAAGCCCGUGCUCAAGGCCUCGCUCAGCCUGAGGAAGGAGCCGCUGUUCGUGGAUGCCGAGGAGGACCUGAAGGACGAGAUCCUCCGGCCCGGCACGGCCGCCUCGCUCUUCUCCGUGGCCGCCCCGCCCGCCUACAGCCCCGUGGCCGACUUCUUCCCCAUCCAGUCCCCGCCAUCGGCCGACCCGUACUCCUCCUACCACCUGUCCUCGUUGGACGAGAUCGACCUCUACACGGAGAGGGGCGGCGCGGGCCCGGGGGGCCGGCAGACCCCCUCCCGCCCCUCCUCCCGGGACGCCAGGGACGGCUGGGUGCUGAAGGCCCACGGCGGAGGCGGCGGCGGCGGGGUGAAGUGCCAGGGCUGUGGGCUGGGCUGCUCCAGCCUGGCGUCGUGCCAGAGGUGUGACAUGAUCCUCUGCCCCGCCUGCCACGACGUGGACCCCUCCCCCUGCUGCGGCCUGCAGGACUACCCCCCCAAGUCCCCGCGGCCCCUGGACGGCUACAUCCCCGUCAAGGAGAAGCUGUCGGUGUACUCCAACGCUCACUCCCACCCCCUCACCCUCACCCACUCCCUCACCCACCCCCACCCCCAGAUGGCGGAGAAGCCUCUCAUGGUCACCAAGCUGUUCCCCAGCAAGUCGGUCGCCAUGGCGGCGCCCAUGGGGGGGGCCAGCGGCGCCGUCCCGGGCGGCUCGCGCUGCGGCUUCUGCAACAAGCCCGGCGCCUCGCACACGUGCGUCACCUGCUCCAAGGUGUCGUGCGACACCUGCAUGGUCCUGUACGCCAAGGACGUGUGCACCCGGAAGAAUCCGCAGCACAGUUUCGUGCCCAACCAUCAGCUCAACUUCAAGUCUGGCACCAUAUCACACCUGGUCUACCGAUAAGCCAAGUGCACAGGGAGUCCAGACCCCGCCUCCCCCCCUCCCUCUUCGUCUUAUCCGUGUCUCUCUCUCUGCCUCGCUCUCUCUCCGUUUCCGAAGAACUCUUCGGAGCUCGCCCUUUUUGCUUUCUCGCUCGAUCUUUCUCUCUCUCUCGUUCCUUCUCUCUCUCUCUCUCUCCCCCGGUCUAUCCGCCCCCUUGAACUUUGUACAUUCUCUGUGUUAUUAUCUGAUGCCAGGCCCUGGGACGCGCCCCUGUCCCAGAGAACCAUGUCAUCUCAACGCUCUGUACGACUUCUGGCCUCUCCCAUCACCAUCGCUGCCAUGCGCUCUUAAGUAGUCAAGUGAUGUUGUAGUGCUUCCCAACCCCUCCAAUCUUGUCCUCCUUCAGAAAAAACGAAAGGGGGGGUGUGAAAAGAAGAAAGAGAGAGAGCUGCACGCCCAAAUGAAGGCCGUCCGAACACACACACACUCACACACACAGACUCUGCCUUUGGCUUCUGUGGUGAAUCUAGUGUGGCCAAGACUCGUGGACUUGCGUUGUGUUCAAAUGGAGGACGUUUUUAAAACUUGAAAAAUGAUCACCGUGGGGGGAAACAAAACGAACAUAACAGUAACCUUACACUGGAAUUCAAUAGUAUAUAUAUAUAUAUUUUUUAAUCGUAUCUUUAAAUCUCAAGAACAAUGUGAGACUGUUAGAAAUGGGGAGGGGGUGAAUAUGGGGUUAUAAAGUGUAUCUGUUGAAAUGGCAUGGGGUGACUUGAAAGGGUAAGAGACAAUUGUCAGAUGCCAUCAAUUCUAUUUCAAUGAGAAUGCCUUGUAAAUGUACCCUCUAAUGUUCAUGAUGGCGUCUGGCUGAGGUUUACAUGCUGCUGUUGAAAUAUUGCCUGUGGAGAUAGUGUGGUGUUUUAUUGACUCGCUGGUAAAAUAACUUUUCGUUUGAUUGGUUUCCACCCCUCUCUCCUUUGUUCUCACUUCUCCAAACUGACAGAGGGUGAAAACCUUCGUCAGUGGUGUUGAGGUGUUAACGGAACAGCCACUCGGUGUCGGAUCAUUCUAGAGCCAUGCUACGUCAUCGCUGCUUGUUUCAAGAGAAGGGUUUUGAGUCAACCAGCUAACUUAGUUACAAAAAAAAUAACAAUUUCCCAGGAACUUUAUGACAUGUAUUGUUAUGGAAAUAAUAAUCUUGUAGCUGUUUCAGCUACUCAUUCGACAUCAGCAGUCUUUAUAUUCAAAAAUAAUUUCUCCCCCACCCCACCCCUUCAUCUGAAGACAAGUUAAACUCAGCAAUCAUGCUGUCUGGAACAUAUCCCAAUGUUUGGCAGCAUAUUCAUUUCACAGACAAUGUGUUUACUACGACCUAGAAUCCAGCAUUCAGACAGCAUUUAUGACCUGACACAGUUGACCUGUCUACCUCAAAUGGUUAUGUUGGAAAUUCAACCGAAGCUCCGCCUCCCAGUUUAAAACCGCCCUAGAUUCCCUGUCUCGUUCUAAUAGCUUCUAGUUUCCCUUAGCUUACCGAAAACAGCACUGUAACAAAAUGCCUUAUGAACUUAGCACAACUGUGUUGACCUGCCAUAGAGAACUCUGGUAGAUUGCCGUCACCCCUUUGCUCUUAAUUGUCAUUUGAGCCUUUUGUCAACGGACCGUGUGACUUAGCUUCAGGGCUUUGCGUCAAGCACGCGUGUCGUGGGGGGCAUUGCCGCCAGGAACUCGAUUAGACCCUAUAGUGUAGCCGGGAGUGCAGUAUUGGAGUGACCCGACCGAGACUCGCGUCUGUCCGGCAGUGUCGUAGGGAGUCGUGCUGUGACCUCAUCCGCUUGGUGUGGUGGUCAUCUCUGGCGUUGGCUGUGUUGUGUUGCAUAGCUGUUUUGAUGUUUUUUUUUCCUUUCUAGUGGUCAGCUCUCUCCCCUCAGUCUGGGCCGGCGACAGAAAAUAGAAAAAAAGGGAUUACAAUCAUUUCUACCGCUUCUUUUUUUUUUUUUUUUAAGAGGUUGAGCAAAGUGAAAAUGUUGAGCCUGUCUCUCUCUCUCGCCUCAAAUCGCUAACUGAAGAACACAUAAAAUAGAUCAAACAGGGCCGU
Hypomesus transpacificus is the source of this 5319-nucleotide messenger RNA. RefSeq names its product spermatogenesis associated 2 (gene spata2). Gene Ontology annotation, biological process: regulation of necroptotic process; regulation of tumor necrosis factor-mediated signaling pathway; protein K63-linked deubiquitination. Lineage: Eukaryota; Metazoa; Chordata; Actinopteri; Osmeriformes; Osmeridae. The coding region runs from base 1566 to 3242 and encodes 558 amino acids. Gene Ontology annotation, cellular component: cytoplasm. The transcript is spliced from 4 exons. The record is from RefSeq and is a predicted model, not a curated record.